Eruca vesicaria subsp. sativa (arugula) is the source of this 822-nucleotide messenger RNA. Lineage: Eukaryota; Viridiplantae; Streptophyta; Magnoliopsida; Brassicales; Brassicaceae. The record is from the annotation of a GenBank genome assembly.
AUGUCUGGAUCAUCUCAAUCCUCACCUAAUCCCUUCCCGCCACAGCCAGUCGAAUCCAAAGACAUUAUCGUGGACCACUCAAAGUCCACAUGGAUGCGUCUCUACGUCCCCACUACCGCACUAAACGGCGGCGUUGCAUCUAAAAAACUCCCUCUCGUUGUCUACUUCCACGCUGGAGGUUUCACCACCGGCAGCGUCGACUGUCCACUCUUCAACGCCAGCUGCAUCCUUAUCGCGCUUAAGAUCAACGUGGUCGUUGCGUCACCUUCGUACCGGAUAGCUCCUCAGAACAAACUCCCGGCGGCUUACGAAGACGGGGUGGAGGCGGUUGAGUGGAUAAAAAACAACUCGGAAGAAGACGAGUGGCUCAAAUCUUGCGCCGAUCUUUCUAACGUGUUCCUCAUGGGGAUAGGAGCCGGUGGUAACGUGGCUUACAACGUCGGGCUUAGAUUCGCCGAGGAAGUUCUAACUCCGUUAAGUAUCCGUGGGUUGAUCUUAGACUAUCCCUUAUUCAGCGGCGAAGAGCUGUUCCCGUCUGAGCUUGGACACGUGGAUGUCACAGACUGGAAGUUUUGUCUCCCUGACGGAGCUGACCGAGAUCAUGAGUAUUCGAAUCCGAUGGUGGGAGCUGGACCGGAUAAUAUGGAGAAAAUCAAACGGUCGGGAUGGAAGGUGAUGGUGAUUGGAGGACGUGCGUUGAUAGAUAGGCAUAGAGAUGUGGCGAAGUUGUUGAAGGAGAAGGGAGUUGAUGUGGUGGAGCGUUUUAACGGCGAAGAUGCGUUUGCUUCCGUCAGAAGUAUCAUUUACUCUUCUGCACCGUAA